UGCUURGACAUAGCARAGAAGUGUCCUGCACUCAAAGAUCUUUUGAUGGAGCCUAUUGAUCUUGAUAGACAUCCCGUGCUCAUUGAACCCUGGAAAUCGGUUUCUAAGACGCAUGAACGCUAUCUGGCUAAGGUAGCAAGGCAUCUCGAAAGCGAACAUGUGGAAUCAUACUGGUACCACAAAGACCAUUUGGCAUUCGGUUCAUUUGGUGCUGUAUUUGCAGGAAUCAAUGAGAAAGAUGGAAGAGAAGUGGCCAUCAAACGUAUUGAGAAGAUACGUAUGCAACGCCCAGAAGACAAACGAGAAAUAAAACAUCUCACUGCUCUUGCAGACUGCGAGCAAGUCGUCCGCUAUUUGUGCUUUUAUGAAGAUAAACACUUUUCUUAUAUUGUCUUGGAACUGAUGGAGGGAAAUGUUGAGCAGUUCCUUAAUACUGCAAUACAAAUGGAAACUAAAGUCUCGCUUUGCCAAGAUAUAGUUCAAGGACUGAAAUUCUUACACGAUCAAAACAUCCUUCAUCGAGAUCUCAAGGCAACCAACAUUCUUUAUAAAACGACUCCUAAACUAUGCUUGAAAAUUGCCGACUUUGGUCUCAGCCGUCGUAUGGAUACCAAUAGCUCAAGCACCUCAGUGUAUGGAUCUAAUGUUGGUACGAGAUGUUGGAUUGCUCCAGAAGUGCUAACCUCUAAAAAACCUCAUUCCAAGUCAUCUGAUGUGUUUGCCUGUGGUCUCCUUCUUCAUUACAUUUUGUCAGCGAAAACACAUCCAUUUGCCCCCAGAAUAGGGGCACUGCAACACGAGAUUGAAGUCAACAUACAAAAUGACAACAUGGAAGGAUGGGAUGACUCUCUGUGCCCUGAAGCAGCUGAUCUCCUUAAAGCAAUGCUUGAUGGAGAUAAAAGCAAACGGCCAUCUGCAGAUAAAGCAUUGGAUCAUCUUUUUUUCUGGGCAAAGAAGAAAAAGCUAGAUCUGCUCGUAGCUGUUGGCAAUCAACCAGAAUUUGAAUCCCCACGUGCUAAGAGGCCUCCUCCUUUAACUUUAGUAGAGACUGACUUGGAGACAAGCUUUGGUACCAUAGUCAAGUAUGGAGAUUGGAAUGACCCAGGUUAUGUACACAUGCCUGCCAUUUACACUAAAAUGACAACAAGAAGAACAUACCAAACGAACCCUGUAGUAGAGUUGGUACGUUUCAUACGAAAUGCUAACGCACAUGUGACUGCAUUACCAAAGCCAAUUCGAGAUCAGUUGCUGAAAGACUUUGUGUUCUUUGAAUAUUUUCCAAAUCUUGUGAUGGAAGUCUACAAGGCUGUAACCACUAAUGGAUGGGAUCAGACGAGAGAAGAGAUUAAGCAAGUAUUAAGGGGAUGAUUUGGAGUUAACACAAGGAUCACAGAAUGAACUACCACAAGAACCGCACUAAAAAAGUGAUAAAAAUAUUUAGACAAUAAACUAUAUAACACUGACUAUAAUCAAAGACUAGAUCAAAGUCAGCUGAUACAAGAGACCAGUAUACAGAUAGUAUAUUGUUAAUAAUGUUAAGACAAGUGUACCAUUAGACAAUCAACACUGACUAGAAUCAAACGAAGUCUGUACAAGACUAUAGAUCAAGGUCAGUUGAUACAAGAGACCAGUAUACAGAUAGAAUAGUGUUAAUAAGGUUAAGACAAGGGUACAUUAGACAAUCAACACUGACUAGAAUCAAAACCAGGUGCGAGACUAGAUCAAGGUCAGUUGAUACAAGAGACCAGUAUACAGAUAGAAUAGUGUUAAUAAUGUUAAGACUAGGGUACAUUAGGCAGUCAACACUGACUAGAAUCAAAACCAGGUGCGAGACUAGAUCAAGGUCAGCUGAUACAAGAGACCAGUAUACAGAUAGAAUAGUGUUAAUAAUGUUAAGUCAAGGGUACAUUAGACAAUCAACACUGACUAGAAUCAAAACCAGGUGCAAGACUAUAUCAAGAUCAGCUGAUACAAGAGACCAGUAUACAGAUAGAAUAGUGUUGAUAAUGUUAAGACAAGGGUACAUUAGACAAUCAACACUGACUAGAAUCAAAGCCUGUACAAGACUAGAUCAAGGUCAGUUGAUACAAGAGAC
Messenger RNA from Actinia tenebrosa (Australian red waratah sea anemone), 2095 nucleotides. RefSeq names its product serine/threonine-protein kinase/endoribonuclease IRE1-like. The record is from RefSeq and is a predicted model, not a curated record. NCBI's taxonomy places the organism in Eukaryota, Metazoa, Cnidaria, Anthozoa, Actiniaria, Actiniidae.